Messenger RNA from Sitodiplosis mosellana (orange wheat blossom midge), 3388 nucleotides. RefSeq lists its product as uncharacterized. The transcript is spliced from 5 exons. The record is from RefSeq and is a predicted model, not a curated record. NCBI's taxonomy places the organism in Eukaryota, Metazoa, Arthropoda, Insecta, Diptera, Cecidomyiidae. Bases 479 to 1816 code for a protein of 445 amino acids.
GAAAAAGUCGCUACUCUAUGCACACAACGACACACUGUUGUGGUAACUCACUGCUGAAUUGUAUUUGUACAUGUGAAUGGUUAUUCAUUGUUUUGCCGCCAUUGAGUUUCAAAUGGUGAAAUCAUCGAAAAUGCUUCGGAUAUCAAUUCAACAUUCGAACUGUCAAAUACCGUUCGGUCGAUUGAAGUUUUCAACCGAAAUCCAUGUGUUUAUUGUGGCACAUUUCUCAGAACCUUCCGGCAAAAAUCAAAUGAAAACAAACAACACACCAACCGAAAAAUGAGUUUGUUCGGAACAAGAAACGAAACCAAAAAUCUGCGUUAUAAAAAACAGAACGUUGGACGUUUAAAAUGUUUGUGAGAAGAAAAAAAAGUUGAGUUCGCCAUUUCGAUCGAGUGUGCAUUUGUAUCAGUCUGAUUUUAGUUUUGAAUGCGUUCGAUUGUCAACAUAAGCAGAUGCGAAAACAGUACGGUUCAUCAUGGUGUUUUUGGGAGAUUUGCCAGAAUUAUCAGAUAUGAGUUCAGUGUCGUCAUUGGUGUCCAGUUCAGAGGACGAAGAUACAGACUUCGAUCGUGAAUCGGUCUAUGGCCAAUUGAAAUUACCAUGGCAUGAAAAUUAUUGGAACAUAAAAAUCACGCACGUUGUUUCACCGAAUGAAGUGUGGGCGGUACUGACGAUGAAUGCGGAGCUGUUCAUCCGAGCCGAACGAUUUACAUCGCAAUCAAUGCUGACACCAGCUCAAGGUGUACUCGCCGGUGGAGUGUAUAUCGUGAAAAAUGCGGAUGUCGUUCAUCGGGUUCGAGUAGUAAAGACUUUUUGGUUUGGAAAUCGCAUGUACUGCGAUUGUUUCUUCAUUGACAUUGGCCUAUUCGAGACGAUUGCACGCGAUGAAUUGUUCCAUUGUGCGGGCGAAUACGAAAACAUUGCACCACAAGCGAUCUGUUUCAAGUUGUUUGGUUUCGAUGAAUUGUACCAUUGUCCGCACAUCGAGAGCUGCUUCAGUGCUUGGCUACUGAAUAAACAAUUUAUUGGAUGCUUGAUGAUGUCCGAACCACAGUAUCAAGUGCAAUUGAAUCAUGGCAUUAAAAUGCCAAAAGUGUCUAUUACACCGUUCAUUUUUUAUCCGAAAUUCACACUUUACAAACCGAUUUUGCUGAAGCGCAUCGGUGGAUCGUUGCCCAAACCCGCAUUUGUGCUGCACAACGCAGACGAUGACAACAGCAACAGCAACAGCACCAUGUCCAAUGCAAAGGUGUCGCACGUAUCGCCAACUGGUCUUGUUUACUUCAAUUUGGAUGAGCGUAGCACAAACUACAUCGAUACGCUAAUCCAACAGUAUGUGAGCGAAAAUCAACAGCUUACACAUCGACUACGGUAUUCGGAAGCGGCCAAUUGUGUGGUAUUAAUUUAUGACAUCGAACGGAACAUGCAUCAUCGUGCCAAGAUUAUGGGUGUCGAGACUGGAUUGCCGACCAAAUACAAGUGCUAUUACAUGGAUAAAGGUGACACACAGUCGGUGGCAGCAUCAAACAUUUAUGCGCUAAAUGACACAUCGAUUUUGAGCUAUUAUCCAGAUCAAGCCGUGCCAGCCAGACUGCAUUUGAUGCCCACAUUCGAAGACAAUGUGUGCAAGCGGCUCAACGAUAUUUUGACCCACAACAAUGUUAAGGUACAGGUCAAAGUCAUCGAUCAAAAAGGCAACGUACCAACGGUGACUAUCUUCAAAAAUUCGAUGAACAUCAACCAAUUGAUUCGCAUGGAACUCGAACUCUACAGCGAUGCGAUGUCGGCCACUUUUCCGGAUUCGAUGUUCUGAACGCAAUUGGUGCAUGCCAGUAAAGAGCCAAAUAUUUUCUCUGUACCGCGAUCUUUUAGUUCUAAGAACAUUUCGUUUACCACGAUGAAAACAUUGCCGAUUCGAAUCCAUUUCAUUGUGUCGAUUUUAGAUUUUAAGUGAAUCGCAUUUAUCAUAUUCACUGACUUGCACUCGCAACAUUUUAAUGAAAAACAUAAUCAAAAACCUAGCGUAUGUUACGCAACACCUUCAGGAUUUACUUUUUCUCAAAGUAUCAACAAAAAUGUGCCGAAAUUUUAUGUGUGUGAGUUGGUAAAGUCAUUAGAGAUGAUAAAUCUAAUUUUAAUUUAAAAAAAAACCUUGGCAUUAAGACAUUAAUAACACAUCACAGCACAUCAGAUUACGGCAAUACACAACAUUUCUCUGUUGACUUUUAAUUAUUUUAAAACAUUCCAAGCAUUCACCUCUGCGCCAACCAUAUUUAUAUAUAUUUAUUAGUGAUUUAAUAUCAUUUUCUCGAAACUAAUUCGUGGAUCAUUUUCAACCGCACUCAAUCUCGAAAUGUAUUGUUGCGAACGCGAAAAUGUGUUAUCGAAUAGAAACCACCUGAACCUAGAUUAAGAGUAACUUUUCUCAAAAAAUGUGCAGAGAGAGAGAGAGAGAGAGAGAGAGAGGGAGAAUUAAAUUCGAAUUCGCCAGAUAGACUACAUUAUAAGUCGAUCUCCAAAAUGAAAUAAGUUUAAAUUUGAUUUCGCGUGUAACUCUUUCUCGCACGUACUCGUGCUACCUAACCGAUUUUGUGAGUCAUUACAAAUUCUAUUGCAAAGACAUAUAACGAUGUCGGUUGCUCGAGAAAAUACCGAAGUUUCCCACUUUGUGCCGCGCGCGUGGUUGAUUGCUUGACUUAAUGUCAUACAUUAUGCCGUGUAUUUUAAUGAUGAUAAAUGAGUUCACACAUUAUUGUUGCCAUUGUUAUAAUCUCGGUGAGCGAACCAUGAAUUCAUCGCGUUGUCGACGCAAAUACACGCAAACACACGCACGCUCAUUUUUGCCUUGUGCUGCAUGUCAUUUGCCUAUAUAAUAAAUCUACUCACAUUGCAUCUGGGGUAAAUAAUUCAUUGUGAUUUCAACUCACACCUGAUAUUUUGAAAACUCAACGAAAAUUUCGACGCAUUUCGAAAACCUGAGAUAAAAUUAUAAGCUCACAAUCGAAUUCAAGAGCAUUUGAGUUGUUUAUUUAGCGAUUAAAAGAAAUUCCUCCGUUUGUCACGCUGCAAAAGUAAUAUUUUUAAAAUAUUGUGUGACAAAACAAUAGAUCCAAACAUCGCCUGUCGCGAUGUGUUUUUGUUUCAUCACCUAAAUUCACAAAUGCGCACACCUCUUCUACCGGGCGGCCCGCAGAACUUUGAUCGAAAUGAAUUUUAUUGUUUUUAAGUGUUCAACCAAAUCACUGUUCAAAUGAUGUAAACGAAAACGGUGGCAAUGUGACAGAUUAUAGUUAAGCAGAUGAAAUUUGUUCAUAAAUUCUAAAUUUAUUUGGAUGUCGGCAUCACACACACACACACACACACAUACACACCAAAAAUAAUAAAA